CCAUCACCAUCACCAUCACAACACAAACUCUUUAACCUAACCAUGGUUAAUUUUUAACUCAAAUCCACCUUCAUCACCUUAAUUUAAUUUAAUAUCACCACCACCACCUUACAACCUUCCCUUACGUUCCCCUUUCUCAUUGCUAUAUUAGUAUUAACCCUCUUAGCCUCUGCUUACUCCCUGUCACUUCACUCCCUUUGCUUCAUUUUCAAGUAUUCUCUUCUUCUCCGAUCAACAAAACAAAAUCUGGGUCUUCUUUUUUUUUUUUUGUUUGAAUCGGAACGGUGGUGGUGAGUUGAAGAAGAACAAAAAAAUGAGCUGCAAUGGCUGCCGAGUUUUACGAAAAGGAUGCAGCGAGACAUGUGUGUUACGAUCUAGUUUACGGUGGAUUGAAUCGGCUGAAGCUCAAGGCAACGCUACCUUGUUUCUCGCUAAGUUUUUUGGCCGGAGUGAUCUCCUUUCGCUUAUCUCCUCCGUCCCUGAAUCUCAACGUCCCGCUUUGUUUCAGUCUUUAUUGUUUGAGGCAUGUGGUCGAACUGUGAACCCGGUGAACGGAGCGGUGGGGUUGUUAUCGAGUGGUAACUGGCAUAUCUGUCAAGCGGCGUUGGAAACGGUUCUUCAGGGCGGAGCUUUACGACCAAUUUCGGCUGGAUCCUGGACACCGAGUUGUGACGAGUCAUCUGAUCGUUUCUGUGUUAACUCGUGCAACUUUGAAUCGAAGCCGUUAACGACGUCGAUGAUGAUGACGGGGAAUCAAUCGGUUUUGACGGCGCCGUCGGAUCUUAGCUUGUCUGUGACGGCUAAGUUGGGCGGAGAAAUGAGAAAUAAAACGGUGUCGUUUUAUUCAGAAGAAUCGGAGAUUACCACUCUUGGAAGCAAUGGAAAUGAAGAAACCCAAGACACAAAAAUUUUGAAUCUCUUUGUUUAAGAAAAAUAAUUACUUUUUUUAUAUAUAAAAAAAUUUAUCUC
Molecule: messenger RNA, 969 nt
Organism: Gossypium raimondii (Peruvian cotton)
Lineage: Eukaryota; Viridiplantae; Streptophyta; Magnoliopsida; Malvales; Malvaceae
Product: LOB domain-containing protein 39
Exons: 2
Coding region: 314-928 (204 amino acids)
Biological process (GO): regulation of gene expression
Source: RefSeq, a predicted model, not a curated record